Molecule: messenger RNA, 10885 nt
Organism: Rhincodon typus (whale shark)
Lineage: Eukaryota; Metazoa; Chordata; Chondrichthyes; Orectolobiformes; Rhincodontidae
Product: tensin-1-like
Exons: 23
Coding region: 43-4590 (1515 amino acids)
Biological process (GO): peptidyl-tyrosine dephosphorylation
Molecular function (GO): protein binding; protein tyrosine phosphatase activity
Source: RefSeq, a predicted model, not a curated record
GCCAUCCUGUGUCGGAGCAGGAGCUUCAGUGUGGACCACGUCAUGGAGCGAAACUACGACUUUGACCUGACGUACAUCACGGAGCGGAUUAUUUCAGUCUUCUUCCCACCGGUGCUUGAGGAGCAACGAUACCGCAGCAAUCUGAAGGAGGUGGCCCAAAUGCUGAAAUCCAAACACGGAGACAGUUACUUGCUUUUUAAUCUCUCCGAAAAGAGACAAGACAUUAGCAGACUCAACCCCAAGGUUCAUGACUUUGGCUGGCCUGAUUUUCAUGCCCCUCCCUUGGACAAGAUCUGUGCCAUCUGCAAAGCCAUGGAGAUGUGGCUGAACUCGGACUCCCAUCAUGUAGUGGUUCUUCACUGCAAGGGCAACAAAGGUCGAACAGGAGUGAUCAUUGCAGCAUACAUGCAUUACAGCAAGAUCUCUGCAGGGGCUGACCAGGCUCUCAGCACACUUGCUAUGAGGAAAUUCUGUGAGGACAAAGUGGCUCCUGCAAUACAGCCUUCGCAGACCAGGUACAUUUAUUACUUCAGCGGCCUGUUGUCUGGAGCAAUCAAAAUGAACAGCAUGCCCCUGUUCCUCCAUCAUGUCGUUAUCCCUGCUAUUCCGAGCUUCGAGCCUCACGGAGGAUACCACCCAUUUCUGAAGAUUUAUCAGUCAAUGCAACUUGUCUACACAUCAGGAAUCUACAGUGUCCAAGGCCCUGGGUGUAAGAAGCUGUGCAUCUCCAUCGAGCCAGCCUUACUGCUGAAGGGAGACAUCAUGGUGAAAUGUUACCAUAAGCAAUACAAAAACCCGGAGCGUGACGUUGUUUUCCGAGUACAGUUCCAUACUUGUGCUAUCCAUGGCACCCAGCUCUGGUUUGGAAAGGAUGAACUGGAUGAUGCUUACGGAGACGACAGAUUUCCACGAGACGCUGCAGUGGAGUUCGUUUUCUCUUCAGGUCCAGAAAAAACAAAAGAUGGAGACCAUUUGAAGAAUGACUCUACCGUGACUGUAGAUUACAACACAUCUGAUCCCACUGUCAGAUGGGAUUCUUAUGAGAACUUCAACCUUCACCAUGAGGAUGGCUUGGAAGAAGUACUACAUACACGAGGUCCACUAGAUGGAAGUCUCUAUGCCAAAGUGAAGAAGAGAAGUCCCAGCACUGGCACUACCAAUGGCAGCCCAUUAAGUGUGGUGUCAGUCCAUUGCGGGCACACCUUGUCUGUCAGCACGGACUCGGGUCACUCCACUGCUUCGAUAAAGACGGAAGAGCAGAGUAUCAGUACGAGGUCCGCACCAUCGCAAGUAGAAAAGGAGCAGUUGGAUCAGCUUCUCAGCGGGUUUGGCAUGGCCGCAGUGAAGAACACGCACAAUGUGACCGCACAGCCUGGGUCAUCUUUGCAGAGCCGUGCCAACGGGCGACCUGUCACCAAUGACAGGGAGACGGACAUCCUGGAUGAUGAUGACGCCUGUGAGAUGAAUCGGUUUGCCACUUUACCGAGGAACAUUCAUCACGCUAAUCAUCCUUAUCCUUUCAAAGCCAACCACCACUCGCCAGAGCGCAGAAUACCUGGGUAUAGUCACAGUCCCGAUGGGAUUCGAAAUGAUGUCUAUUAUAGGCCUGAUCUAACACUGGACCAACGACGGCCCAUGUAUGAAAGGAGUGUGCCACAAUUGAAUGACAUGGGGCUGGAGGGCAGGUCGCAUGAUUCUUAUGACCAUGUGAAAAACAUAGAUAGUAUUCACCACCAGGCUGCAAUGUUGGAAAGAAUGAACUACCAAAGGCCAUGCAAUGAAAUACUUCAAGUUUACCCAUCUGUGUUCCAUCAGUAUCCUUGCUCAGAGAGAUUGCAUCAAGGUCCUAUCCACCGAGUAAGGCAUCGAGAUGAUGCCCAGAGAGAUCAUGACCUGAAAACAAACAGGAACCGCCUGCUGGACUACCGUCAGGUGGAAGAUCUCCUUGAUGGUCAGCACAUCCAGUUUCUUGAGCAAGACGCUUCUGAGAUUAUAUCUCAUGGAUGUGCUUGUCGGAACUGUUCCUUAAAGAUGUCAGAGGAAGAGAUCGAGAGAUCAGCAGCAUCAUUUAGUACACUCAAGCUGGAUCAUGAUUCCUUGUACCAGCACCCUCGACCUCCGGACCCAGACAUGUGGCAGCAUGAGCAUUUGAAGCCGCAUUUGGUAAACCACCCGAUAAGAAAUGGUCAGGCACGCCCACCAGUUCCCGUGCUGAUGUCUGAGCAUUCAUAUAGCCAGUACCCAAGAGGACACGGAUACAGCCCAUUCAGUUAUAACCACAUACAUACCAACAUGCCAAUUCCAGCACCAAUAGCACACACUUAUCCCUCACAGAUUCCAGCCUCCUCUUGUGGACAGCUUCAGAGAGGUAUGGAAGGAUCUCCUGAAUCGCUUGCACAUUACCUAAGGUAUCCGGAAUUGAAGUACAGCCCAGAUUAUCAACAACACUCACACUGUGGGUGUCCAUACGACCAUUAUCAAGAGCAACACUGUGCCAACAGGAACUAUGAAGGCCUCCCAGGUAGUCCACUCAUGUCGUCUUCAGUGCUGGGGCCUCCUGCUCAAAGCCCACAGGGUUCUGGUUCAACAUUGCCAGGUGCUCUUAGUUUAUCUCCCCUUUCAUCAGGAAAGCCAAGUAUCUGUGACCAAACAGCAAGAACAGCAAACGAAAAUCACCAAAGCAGAGAAGCCAUUGUUCCACACCACUCUUCUGAAGUACAACUCGGUCCUGAUCCAGGAUCACGUGGGAAAGAAACUUCUGUGUCCCAGAGUUCUGGGGAAAUUGAGAUUGCUGAGAUUCAGCGACAACACCAUCGAGAAGGCACGGUAAUCUGUACAUCUGUAUUGAAUGUAACUGAACCUUCGCCCCCUGAAUGCACAAGCAGCCCUGCAUCUAAUACUGAAAGCAUAGGGAUACUGGAGGGCGGACGUGCAACACCAGUCCAACCAUCGAUGGUUCCCGACCCACAAGGUACAACUCCACCUGGAACAGAAGCACACCUACAACCCCCUGUCUCUCCUGUGUCAGGGAGAAGUGGCUCGUCUGUCAGUUGUCAAAGAAAUGAGAGCCCUGGAAGUCCAGGAGACCAACCACCAAGCAGCCAGCAGGUGACUGACAUGGAGACCAGUGCAGUGCCAGUUACCCCUGGGAGCUUGCACCAGGCACUCACCGUCGAUACUCAGUUAAACGUAAACCAAAGUAAAAGGCUAGACAGCUCCAAUGGACCUUCCUCAACCUGCAGCCCAGUGUUCAAGGGUCAUCCCGUUGAGAGCUUCUCCGACCACUAUGUCGCCAACACGCCUGGGAGUUCACCCUUCAUCAGAUGUCCAGUGAACAGUGCCUUAAGUGUCCCGUGUAUUAUGAACACCUCAGUGCAACAUCCGUUGAUACUGCCAGAUAUGGUUGCUCCUCAGUCCUGCCAAGGGAGCCCGGAUUCACAAGCCCCUCCAACUCCCGCCUUCCCAGUUUCCAUGCCCUACUAUACUCCCUUCUCGCCUGCUGAAGUGUUCACCUACCAAUCGGGCAGUCCAGGGGGCCUCCAGCAGCCACCAUUGCCAGAGAAACGACGCCUGUCUGCCAGCCAAGGAAUGAGCAAUGGAAGAUCGUUCUCUCCGACGUUAAGAGGUCUUCAUCAGGCUCCCAGUGAAAACGCUACACACCACGUGACCUUCUCACCCACUACUUUGGACUUCUCAAUGUCAUCGUUGACAGAUGGACAUCAGGAAAACCAAAUCAGUGCCAAGUUUGUCCAGGACACCUCAAAGUUUUGGUAUAAACCGAACAUCUCCAGAGACCAAGCAAUCGCCCUCCUGAAAGAUCGUGAGCCAGGCUCCUUUCUCAUUCGAGACAGCAAUUCUUUCCAGGGAGCUUAUGGCCUUGCCCUCAAAGUAGUGACACCUCCAGCUAACCUCAGCUCACACAGCACUAAAGGUGAUCCCAAUGAGCUGCUGGUCAGGCAUUUCCUCAUCGAGACAGGCCCGAAAGGAGUGAAGAUCAAGGGUUGCCAGAAUGAGCCUCACUUUGGUAGCCUAUCGGCCCUGGUUUAUCAGCACUCCAUCACACCUAUCUCCCUGCCCUACAAGCUGAAGAUUCCAAACAAAGAUCCCAUGGAUGAAACCCAGGAUAAUAUUGUCCCUGGCAACACCAGUACUGCUGCAGAGUUGCUUAAACAGGGAGCAGCUUGCAAUGUGCUGUAUAUCAAUUCGGUGGAGACAGAAUCCUUGACGGGGCCACAAGCAGUCGCCAAAGCAACCAUGCAGACUUUUGCCAUGAAGCCUCGGCCUACUGCUACCGUGGUACACUUCAAAGUUUCAGUCCAGGGCAUCACCUUAACAGACAGCCAACGAAAGAUUUUUUUCAGACGCCACUAUCCAGUCAACACAGUUACGUUCUGUAAUCUAGAUCCACGCGAUCGAAGGUGGACCAACGCAGAUGGUACAACAUCAAAAAUGUUUGGUUUUGUGGCAAAGAAGCAGGGCAGCACAUCAGAUAAUGUCUGCCAUCUUUUUGCUGAACUCGACCCAGAACAGCCUGCAUCAGCCAUUGUGAAUUUCAUCACCAAAGUCAUGCUGGGGCCCCAGAAGAGAUGAAGCCUCGAUUCAAAGAGGAGUCAAGAGAACGAACUGGUAAAGGAAGAUGGAUGGCUACUUCUGUCUCACCACUGUGAUCAGAAAUAAAAGAAAUGAACUUCCUUCAAAUCAAAACAUUUUUAAAAGCACAAAAGAAAAUAUCUUUCUCUGUUUCAGUUCAGCCAGACCUUGCAAUAGCAUCUAUCUAAAUAUUCCAAUGACAGGAGAUUCCAUUAAUAUCAGUUGAGAGUUGAUUGCUCUCGGGUCAGGAAGGGACAGCUGUAAGAAGGGCUUGACUUCAUUGCAAUCUUGUUUUCCCUCAGAAACCAUCAAGCCUUUGGGAAUAAUGACAAGUCACCACAAGGUAUGUUGCCUGCUUUGAAUGGCAGUAAUGCUAUGGUUUGAUGGGGAUUUUUUUAAGUCCUUGUUAUAGUGCAGAAGCUUGGUCACUGACUGAUGCAGCCUCUGAACAUUAUAAAGUGUGGGAAAUGGAGAUAGGAGCUGACAGUGAGAAAGGGUAUUCUCAGGCGAUUAAAGGAUAGUGGGCGACUCUCAUUUGGCAUCAAUAGAUUCAGGUUUGUGAAAUCAAGAAUACAAUAUUAUAGAUACAGCAGACCCAAAAAGAUACUAAAUCCUGUCCUGGCAGAUCAUUGGUAUUGUUUUCCAAGUGUACAUUAACAGGCCCCCAGUUUACAGCAUAAAGAGUCCUCUCAGUGAGAUAUCAUUAUCAGCCCCACACUGGUCUAACAGUGAGAUCACUCAAGGAAAGAUGCCAGGAAGAGAGAGUGAAACUGAUGAUAAUUCAGUGCAACAUACCUGAUGCAACAGUCAAAGGUAACAGACAUGGCAUUCCUUAGUGAGAACCAUUGGACAGGCCAACUCCUGAAAUUCAUUUAAUUGAAUUAGUCCAACACUGUAACACUUCAGUCGGAUCAAAGCCAAUUCCUGGAUGUUUUUCUUAACAAACGCAUUGAUACAGAUUUCUACAAACUAAAGGGUGCACUUAACCAGCAGGGCUCAAUGAGUUUGUGGGAUACUAAACUCAGACGGACCCAGGAUGAGGCCUGUGUGCUGAGUUCACCUCAGGGGUUAGGUGAGGAGGGCAGCAGAUAGAGCUGAAUGGUGUGUGAACAUUUGCUGCCUGGAAUACACCCAUGACAAAUGGACACUAGACAGGUAAGGUGUAGCACCUCCCCAGUGUGGAACAUUAUUCCAGUGUAAAGUCACUACCAUCCAGACUGCAGGCAAGAUAGCAAAUCAGAACGGGAAAUAGCAGCAUAGGAAACAAUCAAAUAUUUCUCCUCCAUAUAUCUUUGCACCAUAAUGCAACAUGUAAUGGCAGAAAACAGAAAGCAAAUGACAUUUUUACACAGAAGUUAAUUAGACCUAUCUCUGAAUUGACUGUAUUUUGCCAACACUGAUUACAAUGGACUGAAUUGUCUCCUUUGGUGCUGUAUCAUAUGGGAUUUACUGUCCCGAGAAUUGAAAGUAAGAAAAUUGUCCAACAUCUUGACUUGGUUUGUGAGAAUAGCAGGUGUUCUGGGCCAUUGGAAGUCUAUAACUGGAUCUGAUAUUGUUUGUGUCCAGUUGCCUUCAAUAGAACAGUAGUCUUGGCAAGCAUAAUGGAGUAGCCAGAGAUAGCAAGAACUACAGAUGCUGGAGUCUGAGAUAACACAGUGUGGAGCUGGAGGAGCACAGCAGGCCAGGCAGCAUCAGAGGAGCAGGAAAGUUGACGUUUCGGGUCGGGACCCUUCUUCAGGAGUAGCCAGCACCUUAUCUAUAGGAAUUAAUGUUUUCAAAUUGGUUUUCAGGGUCCUUCUUGAAAUCUAGAUACUUAAACUCAGUUCACCAAAGCAAAAAUCCAUGUAAUCGAGGCUUGUAACUGGACAUGUUAUCAUGCCUUCCAACUUAACCUUAGAGCAAGGGUGACAUUCUCAUUUCUGAAUGCACCCUCUUUUGCAACUGUAGAUGCACUUAUCUCUUAUACUUAUUCACUGGCUUGUUCUAGACUAACCAGAUUCACUGAUGUUCUGAUGCCAACCCAAACCUUUAAGAGUCUGAAGAAGCGAAGUUGCCUGUCCCCCCCACACCUGUAGCAUGUCUUCAUUUUCAGAAGAUUUGCCACAUGUAAGACAGUUGGUUAUUCAGGGGUUUCAAUUAGUUCCCCAUAGCAAAACAUUACGAUCCAACUCCUUGCUCCUGUUCUGCUCCCUCGUCCAGUUCCCCACUAAAGAAGAGAUGCUAGUUUGGCUCCUUGACAUGCCCAGCAGCUGAGCAAUCUUCUGCAUGUUUUUCAAAAGCAUAAUUAUUACUGGCAAGUUUUUUUUUAUUUUCAUAACAACAAGUUAAAGACUUUUGGACAAUAAGCAAAGUUCUUUCUUUGCUAUACAUGUCCCAAUUCAGAUAAAGUAUUAUUGACUGGAACUGUAGCUGUUUCUAUCUCCACAGAUGUUUCCUGAUCACUGAGGAUUUCCUGUAUUUUCUGUAUUUAUAUAGUCAAAAUUAUUCCCUUUAUCAGGUUACGCUAGUCACAUUCUGAAUUCUUGAGCACAGUACAAAUUAAUCACACUCAGAACCUUAAAUAUGCAAAGAUUGAAACAAAAUAUUUGAAUGAUCCAUUCACUGAAUGUAUUUUAGGGCCCUGCCCAUCCUGUGUUGAUCUAAAUGAUGCCUAAAAAUUCUGUCUCAAGUAUUUUUGCACUGAAGUUCCGUGACAGCAUUCCCAAGUCUGGGGUCUAUAAUAUCCUAUAUUCCUUGAGAAGUAUAUCCCUGUGCACUGUGGCUUCACUGGAUGGUGUUUUGUUGGAAUCAUGUAUUUCACUUUUUUUUUGGUUGUUUCAUCUGCCAUCUGGUUGGUUAGCUUAUUUUGAUGUCCCACGGUGAAUCAGUGUGACACAUCAGCAGACUGACAGUCAAUGGAAUAUUGGCAUGUGUUGCAUGCUUACAACUAUGACCAUUGCUGCAAGUUGUCUACCAACUUCCCAUAUCCCAUAUCAGAUACUUAACCUAGAUUCUCCAGGUAGUGGCUAGUUUUAUGCUAUGGGGCUGUACCCCACUAAGUGUUGCAUUCAAGGGGCUGGUAGCGUAGUAGUAAUGCCAUUGGACCAGUAAUCCACAGGUCUGACCUAAUGCUUUGCAAACAAAAGUUCUAUUUCCUGCCAGAGCAGCUAGGGAGCAUUUAAUUUCAAUACAUUAGUAAAAAUGAAAUCUGUAAUAAAAUGCUAGUCAUUCAUAAUAAUCACAAAACUAGCAGAUUGAUGUGAACAUCUAAUUGACUCACUAAUGUCAUUCAGGAAAGGAAAUCUGCCAUCCUUACCCAGUCUGGCCAUUGUAUGAGUCCAGACCCACAGUGAUGAGGUGACUGGAGUCAAGCAAACCAUGCAGUUCAAGGGCAGUUGGGGAUGGCCAAUACAGCAGCAUCUAUAUCCCAAGAGGAGAGAUAGAGAGAAAAACAUUGUCUAGCCCUAAGUGAUUUCACAUUGAUUCUAUUUGGCCAGUUCAAUGGGCCUACCACUUACUCCCUUAUCAUUGGAUCUUGGAACUACAAGGAUGUUAGAAAGUGAGGAGAUGGGACCUGAUCUUUUCUCAUGCAGAAGUUCCUAUGUGCCACCCAGUUCCCCUCCUCAGAGCCAAGCAAAUGAAUCUGGAGGGGGUAUGAAUUAGCCUUGGUGAAUAAGAUUGCAGUGAAUCAUUUGGACCAAUUGAGAUAUCCUGCAAAAAUGCUUUGAGUGCUCAGUUGCCUUUACAAUGGUCAUGUGAAGUGUUGUAAGGUUGUAGCAUUGAACAGGACUCAGAAAGCUCUCAGUUAGUGGUCAAUAUAUAAUAUAUUGUAUGAGUAUGUGUGUAAUAUAUGUAUAUGAAUUUGGUGACAAAAUGGAAUAUUAUGAAAUCUCAAAGUGGAGUUAUACUGCCUGACAGAUAGUGAGUUAGUGUGAUAGUUGUUGCUGUGCUUAUUUUAUUAACUAUGUAAAUUUAUUUGGACGUAUAGUCAGAUGCCAUUUGCAAACACGGUAGUUUUGAAGUUUUAUAACUGUGAAUGGCAUUUCUAUUGGGGUUGCUGUGAGGAAUCUGAAUUCAUGUUCUGUUGUGUCGUGAAGCCAUGGGCAAGACACAGGCUUCUCAGCAGCAUUAACCAGACAACCUUUGACAUCGAGUUAUGUCAGAUUAAUCAAAUUAUACUGGUAAAAUAUCUUUUAAGUGUAUUUCACAAGGGGAUGUGGGGAAGGAGGAAGAGCAAGGGACUGACUGGAGGUGUAACUAAGCUGAAGUCAAUGUAGUGAUAUAGAAACUGCAAUGACCCUUCGCCUUUGAGUCAGUCAUCAGUAAAUCACUCUCCCAGCCAUAUUGCCCAAAGUAGCCAUAGUUGUGACUGAGAACAAGAUAUUUAAACUAAUGCGUUUUGGUUCCAUCUCAAGUUAAAAGAGAUCAGGAGCAUUUGGUUCAGUAAAGAAAACUUUAUGUUCUUGGUCAGAUAUAGACAAAAGUAUUAAUCACAGAAAUCUCUAUUGCAAUGAUAAAGUCAGUCCCAAAAUUUCAAUGUGUCUCUGCUAAAUGGGUUGUAAUCUUUAUAUCUAAUGAUAUAUUCAAACUCCCAGAAGAUUCAACAUACAGGUCUCUAUCCAAGAUUAUCAGUAGACAUGGCGCUUUCCAUAGUUUCGCCUGGAGGGAGGAGGAUAGGGUGAAUAGAAACGUUGUUGAUGAAGUAAACACAAAGAAUUGCAGCUGCUGGAAACCUGAAACAAAAACAGAGAAUGCUGCAGAAACUCGGCGGGUCUAGCCGGUGGAGAGAAAAAAGGAGUUAACAUUUCGAGUCCAGUGACCCAGAGGAGUUUCUCCAGCAUUCUGUGUUUUUGUUAUUAAUGAAGGUUGGGUGAAUUAAGGAAUAUGAUUUAUAAUGUACACAAGGUGAAGCAAACAAAACAUCUCGGGAGGUGGGGGGGAAGCAACAGUCUGGUUGAAGUGAGGAAGGGACAGACACUCAGUGGGUGCAAUUGAUUACUGAAAGAGUGGCUCAUUGGAGCCUUCACUGGUUAAGGCUUCACUAUGUCACUGAAGUUGGAAUGUCCUCGUUGUACCUCUCUAACAUAUCGAUUGUAUAUAUCGAGGGAGAGAUGCAAGUUGGUAGGGAUGGAGCUUGUGGUAGAAUGCUUGGCAUGAGAAAGAAAGUACAGCACUCUGAAUUGAUGGUGUGCAGACAAUUUGAUUUCAAAGACAGGCAGAAGAAACUGGUGCAUAGCCACUGGGAUCCUAGAGCUGCUUUGCCAAUCGCUGCCAAGGUUCCUAUCUCUUCUGGACAAUUGUACAGGGCUCAGAGAAAAAAAACAGCAAUUCUCCCAAAGGGUGCGGCCAGUGCUUUCCAAGCUGCAUGACUGCCCCUGCGUUGUGUUAGGGGAGCCGUGCUAAAUCUCAGAGGCUGAUCAACACAUUGGACAAGGUAGCCAAGAAAGUAUAGAUUUAAACAGCUUGAUGUAUAUUACAUAUUUUAAUCAAAGUCUAUAGUUUUAUUUGUAUAGCUCAGACAUUUAUUUUACCUGAUAAUGGAGAAUUUAUGGAAAAAGCUUUAGUCAAGAACGUAUAAUAUAUUAUACUUAUGCUGUUAUUUACUUUUGUAUUUUAGUGUUUUAUCAAUCCAAUGCCAGCUAAACAAAGCUUCGUGUAUUCUUUUGUGUGUUUACCAUGUGUUUGUAUCUUCUCUCCAAGUAUACCAAAUCUCUAAAGAAAUGAAAAAUCACAUCGUGUUUUUGCUCUUUGAAUUGGACUCUGAGGGGGCCUUGUUCACAAGCCCUGAAGCUGGUUGGUGGAAUGGUCAGGUUGGGUCGAGCCACACAUAGCCCAAGAUUUUAAUUUUCCACCCUAUGCUCAGGGAAUUCAGUCUGGGCAGACACCAUAGGCCCCAGCACCCCUCAGUCGAUGAGUUCUCCAACUGAUACCGGGUAACAGGGGUCACAUUCAUUGUUUCACUGUCAGCUAGCCUGUCAAUGUUGCCAUGAGAAAUGGUGGUUGGGUCACGGGAGGCGGGGGGGGGGGUUGUAGUUUGAUACUGAAGUGACCAUUUAUUCCCAAGUUUUUACCUCUCAUUCCUAAAGUGACAGCAUCAUGUUUAAAAGUGCGUGAUUGAAUUCUUAAGAGAAGAUUUCUGCUUCGUAGUAUCAGCAGUGAUAAAACUGUCACAACAGUACAUCCUGCUGGAAGAUGUGUGACACUGUUGGAAUUUGUUCUAAACAUUUCCUGUGCCAAUUCAGAGUUUAUAAUAAUCUUGUGCUGCAAUGUGUAACAGAAUUUAAUUUGUUAAUAAAACAGCAGUUGCUAGAAAUUA